UAUUUUUUGAUUGCCAGAGAGCAGUUCAAAACAUUUUACUCGAAUUACAGUGUUAUCGUUAGUUUACAAAAAAAUAAAUUAAAUAUACAAAAUUUAGCAUGGAUUCGACUAUUUCGGUUUCCAAGGGUGUAUUCGUGUUUAAAAACGGCGCAACCAAAGCAGCAAAAACACGUCGAAAAAAGCAAAAAUGCCAUAGUUUGCUGGACAAAGCUACAAAUGAAUCGCUCUGGUAUCGUAGUUACCACAAACUAUGGGACAAAAUCAGCGAACAGCUUGUAAAACUGCAGGUUACCAGUUACGAAAAAAUCCUCGACGAUUUGUUGGCCUUCGUAGAAGAUUGUCGCCGACAAUCGGUGGAGUACGACGGUGUACUGCCAACGGCCGCUCUGUUGACCGGUAUCAAUCAAAUUGAUCAUCUGUCGCAGUUUGAAACCCUGGCGGGAAACAUCAGGAACAAUACGUAUUCGUUGGUCGUUCUGCUGCAGUCCAGGGACUGUCCGUCCAUAAAGGUCGCCGUUGAAGCUAUCGUUUCGGGCUUUGUAGAGGAGCAGCGUCUUGCUGAGGAUAGUGAAAGCAAACAGUUUCGCCGGAAUCAACUUAAUCUUGGAGUAUUACGGGCAUGGUAUCAGGAAAAACAUCAGCACUUGGAUAGAAAACCGAACUUGACAAUUAUAAUGCCGGAUUUCGAAGUGUUCGCACCAGAGGUUUUGCAGGACCUAAUACUAGUUUUGAAUUCCUAUGCAGCUGAGUUGCCGUUUGUGUUGAUUUUUGGUGUGGCCACUUCGGUAGCCACGGUACAUAGCGUUCUUCCGUACCACGUCAGCAGUAAGAUAAAGUUAAGCAUUUUCCAGUCGGAACCAUCGGUUGUGAAUCUGAACAAAGUUUUAAACAGUGUCAUUCUUACGCCCACUUGUCCGUUUCAUUUAUCCGGUAAAACCUUCAAGUUACUCGUCGACAUCUUCCUCUUCUACGACUUUUCCGUCAAAGGUUUCAUCGAAGGAUUCAAGUAUGCUGUAAUGGAGCACUUCUUCCAAGGUAACAUUUACGCACUGUGUAGCGUGACGAACGAUCGCGACGAUUUGGAGGAAGCGAUCGAUCUGCUUAGUUCCGCGGACUUGGAAAACAUCCGACAGUUGAUGUCAUUCCGACCGCUGAUCGAAUCGCUCGAUAAUCCGCAGGAAGUGAUCGAUUUUCUCACCAAGGAUGACUACCUGCGACGGAUGCUGCCCUCACUUAUUAUCGAUGUGCACAAUUUUUGGUUCACGUUUCACUGCGCUCUGGAAAUGUUGCAGGUGCUGACGUUAGAUCUACCGAAAUCGCCACUUGGAAAACAAUUGCGUGAAUUGUAUGGUCUUUGCAUCUCUACGGAGGUAACUCAAACGGAUGAAUAUCGGGAGUGCGCCCAAUUGCUACAGUUCACCUCCAAAGAUGAAAUCCUCCAGAAGCUGCUAAAGAUGUUGGAAAUAAUUGUGAAGUAUAGUGAUCUCAACGAUGAGGCGACCAUCAGGGGCGAAGUAAUUUUUGAAGUGGAGCCGUUGGAAAAAAUCAACAACGAUCUGGAAGCUUUCGCAACCACAAUCGCGCAAGCAGGAAUGAAUUUAGUGGCUGAGCAAGCAAGCGAGAUGAACACUACUUUUACGUCCCAAAAAAUUGGCCGUCAAGAGCUGAAAGAAAAGCUUCUGAAUGCCGCCCGUCAACCCAAGACGGAGUCUGUUUUUACCAAAGAGGUCAACAGACUUAUCUCGUACAUCACCAAUGACAUAUUUCGAAAAUAUUUAUGUCCGCUCAGUCGUGGUCCACCGUUGUUUGAGCUGUUCGUUUUCAACGACGCAGCAUCAGUCCGAAGGCACAUCGUUGGGGUGCCACGUGCAGCGGUGCAUACGGCGCUGAACAAUCCGCAUUACUAUCUGCAGUGUGAGUGUUGCGAGCUUGAUGGAGAUAGCAAUCUCGUAUCGACUCUGCCAGAUCUAUCGGUGGCCUAUAAACUACACUUGGAGUGCGGUCGAAUGAUAAAUUUGUUCGACUGGCUGCAGGCGUUCCGAACCGUUGUAGACGAGAAUAAUGGGGACGAUAAUGAGCGGCAAGUGGAUCCCAAAAUACAAGCUCGAUUUACCCGCGCAGUAGCUGAGUUACAGUUUUUGGGUUUUAUUAAGACGUCAAAAAAGAAGACUGAUCACGUGACCCGAUUAACUUGGUAAUAUUUGUAGCUUUGUUUUGUAUGCUAUGUGUUGUAUGUCUGUAUUUAUUGACUAUGUUUUGUUGGAUUCAUUUGUUAGAGAAAAUUCCUAAUAUUUUUGUUUUGCUACUGUUAUAAGAGUUUCACCAAACUCAAUAUUUUCGAUUAGAGGCCAAUGUGUUUAAAUUUUGUCAUUAAGGAAAAUUAUAUUGUAUUGUUUUUUUUUGACAUUUUUGAAGCAGUCAAUUUAUGAUAGGUCUAUACAACGCAUUCGCGUUCUGUCUCGUAUUCUAAUUUUUGCUGGUGAGAUUUACUUUUGCUUAGAAUUUGAAUAUUUACUCUAGUAUUGUAAAAACAUUAAGAACAUUGAAAGACAAACAGAAACAACUUACUACUAAUUUUACGAACUAAUUUCAUUUUUGUCAUAUGACUUACAUUUUAAGUUUAGAUUUGCGCAUCCUCGCCAGCUGCAUACAUUGCCCGCUUUACUACUAAUUGUUAUUGAAAUUUUAGAUAUAGCUUUAAAACAAUAGAUCGUUACGAAGUUAUUGAAGAUAUUCAUAAUUAUUCGUCCAUAAACUCCGUUUCUGUUGAAUGGCUAAAAUCAGUAAAUUAUUUUUCCUCCAAUUUCCUAACAAUAGAUACGUAUCCAAAAAAAAUAUAUGUAGGUACACUAAUAAAAGAGUUUCAUAAAUACAACAGAAUCGUGAAAUUUUCGAUUGCUUGUGACGUGUUUGUUCUUCCUACAUCAUUGAAUUUUUCUGAAGCAAAAUUUGUUUAAUUAGAAAAAAAUAUUAAAUAUCCAGUUUUCAAGCUAAAUCAAGUUAAAUUUUUUUUUCAAAAAAUAUUU
Wyeomyia smithii (pitcher-plant mosquito) is the source of this 3026-nucleotide messenger RNA. RefSeq names its product origin recognition complex subunit 3 (gene Orc3). Gene Ontology annotation, cellular component: nuclear origin of replication recognition complex; DNA replication preinitiation complex; nuclear pre-replicative complex. The record is from RefSeq and is a predicted model, not a curated record. Gene Ontology annotation, molecular function: DNA replication origin binding. The transcript is spliced from 5 exons. Lineage: Eukaryota; Metazoa; Arthropoda; Insecta; Diptera; Culicidae. Bases 99 to 2198 code for a protein of 699 amino acids. Gene Ontology annotation, biological process: DNA replication initiation; DNA replication.